This is a messenger RNA of Halteromyces radiatus, 2221 nucleotides long. RefSeq lists its product as uncharacterized. The record is from RefSeq and is a predicted model, not a curated record. Lineage: Eukaryota; Fungi; Mucoromycota; Mucoromycetes; Mucorales; Cunninghamellaceae. The transcript has 3 exons. The coding region runs from base 61 to 1938 and encodes 625 amino acids.
CCGCUUUUUCUUACUCACUACAAUUUUAUCGCCACAACGAUCACUAACACCAACACGAUCAUGACCAUAGACCGACAAGACGCGUUGGAUUAUUUCCAGUAUCAUAUACAGCUCGUUUUCAAAGAUCUCAAGGAUCCUAUUGGUGUACCUAUUUUAGCCUCUACACCUAUUUUUGAAGAACUACUGGCUGCGUUUUUCAAUCCACAAGUUCUGGCUUCAUGGGAUGUCAAAUAUACCGCUAUCAAUCCGACACACCAAAGUACAGGAUUUAUUACAUUCUAUCGAUCACUUUCGACAUAUACGCUUCUCAAAUAUGCUAAACUCAACACUCUCUUCCUUGAACGACUCUUAUCUCACACCACAUCAUUACUACCACUUACAAAGUUAGCCAUUCAUCUUGGAUUUGACGAUGCCAGAUAUAAUGCCACUUACAAUUUCAGCGAUCGACUAGUCAUUCUAUUAGGGGUAUUACAUUUUAAAUCAGGACCAGCAGCGGUGGAUGACUUUUUACAUCCCUUAUUUACACAGCUGAUCAAGAAUCAAAAGAGUCAACAACGGAUGGAUUUAUUGACUGAUACUGUACAGUUUGAAAACAUGAUCAAAUUACGAGGAGGUCUAUUUGACGUUACUUAUCAACAAGAAUUAGGUAAAACUCCUGGAUGGGAAUGCAUUAUCAAGUACCAAUUGGCUCGAGGCGCACCUUUUGUUGUUCAUCGGCGAACAGACCAAAACAAGAAAAACGCAAAGAAACGUGCCAUCCAUGAUAUUUGUCAGUAUUACCAACGCAACGAAGAACGACUGAUGCAACAUUGCAGCAACAGUGAUUCAUCGCCUCACAAUUAUGAAAUGUUGAUAACAGGCCAUGAUAUCCAGGGACAACAGCAUCAGCACAACACGGAUGAUUUGUCAGUAACCCAAGUAAAUGGCAAAAGUCACGACGUAGAAGUUUUGGAUAUUCCAGUCAGUCAAGUUUAUCAAUAUGAUGAUAACAGCAUUCAGCAGGAACAACAGCAACAUCAACAAGAUCGUCAACCAACCAACCCAUAUGGAAAACGUGGACAUUACAACGCGGUACAUAUCUCUGAAGAAAUGAUGUUAGACAAUUCUUUAACCAACGGUGACAACGGUGAGAGUCCAAUGAGUAUUUUGGCGCAGGUGUUACUUCUCGAUUUUCCCAGUAUGACAUUAAGUGAACCUUCGACAACCACAAUGGGAACGGAUUCGUCACCUCAAUAUUUUCAGGCAUCAUCAUCACUGAAAUCAACUCACUCAACUUCAUUGAACAACAACGAUUCUUCUUUUACAAAUGGACUUGGUACUGGACAACAUCUAUCAUCAUCAUUAUUACAAGUACAAUCACCAUCAUCACCGACAACAACGUGGGCCAGUGCUCAGAUGGAAUUAACAGACGAUAAUCAAGAUCUGAUCCAAAACGGCAGGAACAAGAAACGAUGCUUUUCACUGGAUGGAGGAGAUAUCAAUAUGUGUGCAAUAAAGACAGAAUCGACUGGACAAACCUUGGAUGAUUGCUCGAUGACAACAGUAAUGAUAGCAUCAACAACUCAAGAUACUGGAGCAUUCCCUCUGCAUGACAAUGAUGAUGAACAGGCAUUACUCUCAAACGCACACAAAUUGAUAGCCAUGUUACCGGAAAAGGAAAGGACUCGACUAAAGAAAAAUAGUUACCAUUUAUUGGCGCAUCCGAACGACUCAAAAGGUGUACUAAAAAAUCUAUCCAGCAACUAUCCUCUUGGAUUAUACGAAGCCACGGUGAAUCAUACAGGACAAAACAAUAAUUCGGCUUCUUUUAGUGCGACUGUUCAGUUUGGGAUCAGUGGUGUCAAUCUGGUAAUCACUCGUUCAGGUUCAAAGAAAUCAGAUGCAGAAGGUUUGGCAGCUUGGGCCAUUUUUAGACUUUUGGAUAGGGCGUUGAUUUAAUAGUUAUUUAGUUAGUUAGUUUUAUUACACGUUAUAUUCUCCAUUAUCUUCUUUUAUAUUUGUGUAUUGUCGAUAACAAUGAUCAUCAUGAUAACUAAUAAAAAUUGACUCCUUACUACUCUACUGUUUACUUUUGUGUUGUUUUGUUUUUUUUUUAUGACUUUUAUGUUAUACCUCCUUCUUGAUGAUAUUUAUUCCUAAAAGAUUCAUGUCACUAAAGUGUUAAAAAUCUCUGGUUAAACUGAUGACAUUACUCACUAAAACAUCAAACAAUCAUUUUUAC